AUGAAGGUCAGUCGCCCAGAUUCUGACGAUCAGGUUUGUGGGUUCCGUUUCCCUCUCCCGCCUUUCCGAGAGACUAACCCUAAGGCCUGGUUUAACCAGCUAGAGUCCAUUUUUUCGUUACAUGGCGUUAACUCUGACAGCGUCAAAUUUCACUGCGUUGUCGCCGCGCUUCCCCCGCAAGUCGUCGAUGACCUCGACGACAUCUUGGAACUUCCGGAACAUCAGAAAAGUUACGAUGAGCUUAAGGCCGUCGUCUUAAAGCGAUUUGGCAUAUCAGACCAUGCUCGCGUCACGCAGCUUCUUAAUGAAACCGAGCUAGGGGAUCGAAAGCCUUCGCAGUUGCUGCACAAGAUGCAAGCUCUAGCUAAGCCUCUCGCUGUUGGCGACUCUUUCCUUAAAGAGAUGUGGCUUCGUUGCCUGCCACGUGACAUGCGCAAUCCCUUGUAUGCAAACGAUGCGCCUCUUCCUCAGCUCGCCGAUAUUGCCGACCGUAUUUGGGAAUCCAACGCCCAAAUAUCUCAGGUUCAGUCUACCUCCAGUACAGAGGUAGCAGAACUAAGAGCGCAAGUAUCCGCAUUGACCAACCGACUAGAGAAGCUAACACAAUCCGGAUCCAACCGCCGAAAUC
Molecule: messenger RNA, 628 nt
Organism: Dicrocoelium dendriticum
Lineage: Eukaryota; Metazoa; Platyhelminthes; Trematoda; Plagiorchiida; Dicrocoeliidae
Source: the annotation of a GenBank genome assembly